Molecule: messenger RNA, 816 nt
Organism: Morone saxatilis (striped sea-bass)
Lineage: Eukaryota; Metazoa; Chordata; Actinopteri; Moronidae
Gene: lbx1b
Product: ladybird homeobox 1b
Exons: 2
Coding region: 1-816 (271 amino acids)
Biological process (GO): regulation of DNA-templated transcription
Molecular function (GO): DNA-binding transcription factor activity, RNA polymerase II-specific; DNA binding
Source: RefSeq, a predicted model, not a curated record
AUGAUGACAUCCAAAGAAGUGGCCAAAUGUGAUGCAGUGGAAAACAGGAGGCGAAGUCCACUGGACCACUUGCCGCCUCCUGCCAACUCCAACAAGCCGUUGACCCCCUUCAGCAUCGAGGACAUCCUGAACAAGCCGUCUGUGAAACGAAGUUACACAAUUUGCGGCACGGCUCAUCUAAUUUCGUCCUCUGAGAAGCACCGUCCAUCCAGCAUCCCUCUGUCCAGCCGGGCUCUCCUCACCCAAACCUCCCCGCUCUGCGCGCUAGAGGAGCUGGCCAGCAAGACCUUCAAAGGGCUGGAAGUCAGCGUUUUACAGGCUGCGGAAGGCCGGGACGGGAUGACUCUGUUCGGCCAGAGAAGCACCCCGAAGAAGCGUCGGAAGUCUCGAACGGCGUUCACCAAUCACCAAAUCUACGAACUGGAGAAGCGCUUCCUGUACCAGAAGUACCUGUCCCCGGCAGACCGGGACCAGAUCGCGCAGCAGCUGGGCCUGACGAACGCGCAGGUCAUCACGUGGUUUCAGAACCGGAGGGCCAAGCUAAAACGGGACCUGGAGGAGAUGAAGGCCGACGUUGAGUCGGCCAAGGCCGUCGGCCAGGUCCCCUUGGACAAGCUCGCCAAGCUGGCGGACCUGGAGAAAUGCGCCAACGGCACGCUGGGCCACCCGCGAGGAGAGUCCCCCGCGCGGGGCGGCCAGCAGGAGCACGAGCUCGCUCAGAAACUGCGGACGUCGCCGAUGUCUCCGUUCUCAGACCACACAACUAGUAAAGAGUGCUCAGAGGACGAGGACGUGGAGAUUGAUGUGGAUGACUGA